This is a messenger RNA of Aspergillus brunneoviolaceus CBS 621.78, 2052 nucleotides long. Its product is annotated as six-hairpin glycosidase. NCBI's taxonomy places the organism in Eukaryota, Fungi, Ascomycota, Eurotiomycetes, Eurotiales, Aspergillaceae. The transcript has a single exon. The coding region runs from base 1 to 2052 and encodes 683 amino acids. The record is from RefSeq and is a predicted model, not a curated record. Gene Ontology annotation, biological process: carbohydrate metabolic process.
AUGUUGACCCUCAGUACCGCUUUCUCACUUGCUUUGGCUGCUGGCCUAGUCCCAGUCACCGCGUUGAACAUCAACACCAUCACCUCCAAGUACUUUGGCAACGAUGCCCCCUGGUAUCGUGACCGCAUUCCACUCUUCGAGACCGACCAGACCGUGCUCCAAGAUGUCUACUAUUACCGCUGGGGUGUCUUCCGCGCUCAUCAGCGUGACCUGGGCGCCGAAGGCUACCUGACCACCGAGUUUCUCAACGACGUGAGCUGGCAAAAGAGCCCAUGGGCACUGCUGAUUGAUGCCUCCAACUUCCACCUGCGCGAAGGGCGCUGGUCGCGAGACCGUCGCUUCACCAGCGACUAUGGCAACUUCCUGUUCGGGCCCAACGGGAUCCAAAACCAGUUCUCCGAGUCCCUCGCCGAUGGGGUGUGGCAGGUGUAUCUGGUGGACGGCGUCGCUGACGACGCUACGGCCCAUCUCUCAGCCAUGCAAUCCUUCUUUCAGGGUUGGAACUCGACGACCCUCGGGGUUGGCGGCUACGACUCAUCGAAAGGCCUGUACUGGAUCCAACCCUUGACUGAUGCCACCGAGUACACCAUCUCCAGCAUCGACGCGACCAACGGCACGGACGGUUUCACAGGAGGAUACUCCUUCCGUCCCAGCAUCAACAGCUACCAAUACGCGAACGCGCGCGCGAUCGCUCAACUGGCCGAGCUGACGGGUGACACCGCUGUGGCGGACCAGUACAAUGCCUACGCCGACACGCUCCAGCGCCUCGUUCAGGCCGACCUCUGGAACAGCACAUUCUCCCACUUCAUCGACCGCUACGAGGUGAACAACGAGUACGUGACAUACUGGGACUUCAUCCGCGGCCGAGAGCUCGUCGGCUACGUGCCCUGGGCGCAUGACCUCCCGGACGACAAUGCCACCUACGCCGCAGCCUGGAGCCACGUCCUGGACUCGGACAAGCUGGCUGGGACGCACGGGCUGCGCACCAACGAACCCAGCUACCAGUACUACAUGGUGCAGUAUCGCUACGAAGGCACCCACCCGGAGUGCCAGUGGAACGGCCCGGCCUGGCCAUACCAGACGACCCAGGUGCUCACGGCGCUGGCCAAUCUCCUCGACCACUACCCCAUGUCCGCCGCCACGGGGGUCAUCAACCAAGCCGACUACACGCAGAUCCUGCUGCAAUACGCCCGACUGCACUACAACCCGGCCCGCGGCGGCAUUCUCGACGUGGAAGAAGACUACUAUGCCGACACCGGCAGUCCGAUCGUGGGGCUGACGCGCUCGCCGCACUACUUCCACUCCGGCUUCGUCGACGUUAUCCUGUCCGGGUUCGUCGGGCUGCGAGCCCGCGCCGACAAUGUCCUGGAGGUCAACCCGCAGGCCGACAGCGGGACCGUGUCAUACUUCCGGGCCGAGCGCAUUCUCUACCACGGCCACGAGGUCGCCGUGCAGUGGGACGCCACGGGCAAGCACUACGGCAAGGCCGGGCUCUACGUGGAGGUCGACGGCAAAACGGUCGCCAGCGCGUCGAAGCUGACGCGCCUGACGGCCAACAUCACCCGCGCGGCGCCGCCCACCGUCGACCGGCCCAUCGCCGUCUCCGUCCAGCUGGGGACCACCACGGAGUAUCCGGCGGGAAGUGUCUCGGUCGCCGGGGCGGAUGCCGACGAUGUGCACGCCGCCAUCGACGGCCGAGUCUGGUUCUACCCGGAGACCGACGUAGCCAACGGGUGGGACAGUCCCGCCGGCAACGGCACGGAGAUCUGGUACCAGAUCAACUUCGGCAGUGCGACGCAGACCGGCCGCGCGGAGAUCGCCUUCUUCGCGAAUGCCACCCAGGGGUAUGCGGUGCCCACCUCGUAUCGGAUCGAGCAGCUCGACGGAGACUCGUGGACGGCGGUGUCGAAGGCUAAGUAUGAUAAGCCGCUGGCGAACGGGAUCACGAAUGCUUCGUGGCAGACGGCGCAGACAAGCCAGGUAAGGCUGGUGUUUACGCCGACAAAGGGGGAGAAGGUGCGCUUGGUCGAGUGGAAGGUCUUCAGCAGUUGA